Molecule: messenger RNA, 1677 nt
Organism: Periconia digitata
Lineage: Eukaryota; Fungi; Ascomycota; Dothideomycetes; Pleosporales; Periconiaceae
Source: the annotation of a GenBank genome assembly
UCUUGUGCUGAGAUUGAUUUGUGUGGUGUAGUUCACUCCAGGUAGGCUCAUUUGCCAUUGUAUUGGCAACUGGACACCCACCAAUAUUUCUUCCCCCCUUUUCUCCACUGUUACACUGCGUUGUCGAUGUUCACUCCCAGAUUCAACGACCUUUCUCGGGAAGCCUCUUACCGCCCCCAAAUCCAGAACUGCGCUGUACGAACUGCUCGUCCGAGGAAGGAUUAGUCUACGCAAAAGUUCACUUACAUGUCCAUGUACUCCAUUUCCAAAACGUCCAGACACCCAUGUGUACACGAGACGAUAGAACAAAGCUGUAUCGAAGAUCCGACGCAGCGCAUCUACUCGCCGAAUUCAACCCCAAAGUUUCAAAAAAGAGACCACGCGCCCUCGUGGCUUAUACGAGGGACAUCGGCGUUCAGGCGGACACUAGUCCUGAACCAACUAUCGUGCAUACGCAGAUAUAACACACCCGUAUACGGCUAACGUACAUGAUACACAUGGCAUCUGCUACGCAAGAAUUCGCUCUAGAUCGUAGGGUAAAUACAUCCUACAGGGGAAUCGCAAUAUGCCAGGAUUUCUCUUGAAUUCUUCCGGGGGUUAGUCUGUAUGAGGGUUGCGCGGACUGCCGGUGAGGUUUGGAUGGGACUGGGAUAAGAGAUGUCGGCUCGGCAGUCCGAGUUUAUGACUCUAAGUGGAUUUGUAGAUAUGUGCAAGAAGCGUAUUCGGGGAAGAUCAUCUAUUCGGGUAGUGAGCAUGUGGGAUAAAGAAUCCUUGGAGAUGUUGUCAUUGUUUUUGUUAGCGCUACUUAUCGGGAUUCAUAUUCCCUUGGUUCCUAAUCCCAACACCAACUAACUCAACCAACCACCACUUGAUUAAUUCCCAGUGAUUCCCUCUACAAAGAAUAUGUGCGAUUCAUUUUCAAUAAGGAAAGGUGAAGAAGAACCCUUUCUCCAUAAUCACCCGUAAAAACGAUCCGCAUACCCGAAGCGGAGCUUCACCGUUGCCCGCAAGCUAGGUACUACUAGAUUCUCCACUAUAUACACUCGACGUACACUAACCUGCUUUGAGCCACUCGAGACACAACCCUUAAAUCGCGUAUCGAACGAACGCCAGAAGGACGAAACGAACGAAAGAUGACACCGAUCAUUGUACAGCCACAUCCGUACCACCACUGUACUAUGUAGUGCACGGCACACGCGCACGCACGCGCAACACAAUACCCCUCGCCAAAUCUCCAGCAAUCAAUCGAAACACCAAGUAGGCAUAUCCUCGCUCACUCGCUUCUUCCUUCCCCAUCUCCCUUUAUCCUACCCUUGCUUGUCGCUACAGGAGAUUCUGCUCGCGAUCGAUCGCGACUCCGUUAUUGUGGCUUCUCACUUCUAUCCCAUCUCCGAGCUAGUUUAGUGGACUUGGUAAUUGUUGGUCUACACGGUAAUAGGGAUGGAUGAGGGGGCUCCCGCUGGGCUGCUCCGCGGCGGCAACGCCGAACUGUUGGUCUGAACAGACGAGGAGAGAUGUCGCUAGCACGAUUUGGCCAAGUGAUGGAAGAAUGACCGUACCUCGGCCAAGUCGGUGUUGAACGAGAGCCUUCCUUUCACGGACGCAUGAGGUUGACGUAUGCAGAUGGAUGGGAGUUAGCCUUGUAUGUCUACGGGUGAAGUCAACUAUAGUGCAACA